CUUCCCGAACGAGCAAUUUCCUCUUUUGUACUGACAAGGAAAGUUAUGAGAAUGCUUAUUAACUGAUUACGAAACAACGAUUUUUUGGGGGCAUUUUGCUGUCUUUAACAAACCUAUAUAAGAGACAAUGAUAAAGAAACCAUGACAUCCUAUAAACGUAGGUCAAGAUCUAGUCAGAAGAAUGUCAGUCAGUUUGGCUAGACAAUCGAUAAUAGGUUUCUAUAGAUCAGGCGUUCAAAUGAUUCCUAACCGACAAUCGUGAUUUUUAAUUGGUGUUAUAUUGUCUAGUGCCGUGGUGCCUUUCUCCUGGUAGAAGUUCAGAUUAGAUAAAAAAAAUAACUUCUGAAAUACAUGUUAAAUUAUCCAUUGAAGAAAGAGAACUGAAAUUAUAUUUUGAUUUAUGUUGAUGACAUCUUGUCAUUAGCAUACAGGCUGAUGUUUUUUUGUAAUUUGUAAACCGACUUUAAAUCAUGUUUUUAUCUUAUAUCUAGACACUUAUCUUUCAUGUAACAAGUUUGUGACUACGCGGUCAUUUAAUUAUCUCAAAUGCAACGUCAAGUGAAUUGGAUAAAAAAAAAGACCACACUAGUGCACAUUGGUUAUUAACACAAUGAUCAAAAUUUUGUUCUUUACCAUUGGUGCAUGUAUAUACAUUGCUCACGCUAUAUCUAAUCCUUCCCAACUAUGUCACGAGUUGCUAGCCAUUGACUGUAGGACAACAUACAUACAAGGAGAAAGGGAUGAAACAAUUUGUGGAACUAACGAUAUGACGUACUCAAACUUUUGUUACUACACACAGGCAAGUUGCAGGGAUGAUACAAUUACGAUAAAGGCGGUUGGAUCUUGCAUCUUCGCCAAUACACCUUCGACAACUGCAGUCACAAGCACGACGGUAGACCCAUUUCUUCAGGUUUUUUGCGCACAGAAAGAUAUCAUCACAUGUCGCCUGGAUGAUACUUCUUCACCAAUAUGCGGUUCGAACGGACGACUUUAUCGCAACAAAUGCUUUUUCAACAUGGCAAAAUGUGACAACCUAGUCCUGACGUCGAAAAGUUUACAGGUCUGCGUUAAUGCUGUUGUUGGCAAAUAGAAUUUGCAUGUACAUUCUGUUUUUGCAGUUUCCAUACAUGAGUUUAAAAAAAAUUAUCUUC
Messenger RNA from Ruditapes philippinarum (Manila clam), 1151 nucleotides. RefSeq lists its product as uncharacterized. Gene Ontology annotation, molecular function: protein binding. The record is from RefSeq and is a predicted model, not a curated record. NCBI's taxonomy places the organism in Eukaryota, Metazoa, Mollusca, Bivalvia, Venerida, Veneridae. The coding region runs from base 611 to 1090 and encodes 159 amino acids. The transcript has 5 exons.